AUGUCUGCUCCUGUCAUCACAGAGUUGGACAUGCUUACACUCAAACAUCAGCAAAACGCCGGGCAAUUUCCUUGCAAAACCCAUGAAGUUAAUGACGAAUCUCAUGAAGAGAAGAAAUUACUUCAGAACCCUUCACAAUGGAGACCAUCAUUCCAUGUCACAGCACCAGCAGGAUGGAUGAAUGACCCUUCUGGAUUGGGAUUUGACCCAGAAACAGGGUUAUAUCAUUUGAGUUUUCAAUGGAACCCGCAUGGGAAUGAUUGGGGCAAUAUGUCCUGGGGCCAUGCUACAUCCCUAGACCUGGUGUCAUGGAAGACAUCCACCGAUCCCAUCUUGGCACCCUCUGCUGAAUAUGAUCGCCUCGGCGUCUUUACGGGAUGUCUACAGCCAACCGAUAUCUCCGGACAGCCGGGAGCCCUCACAAUCAUAUACACCUCCGUGAGACAUCUCCCGAUUCAUUAUACCCUACCAUACACAGUCGGAAGUGAGACUCUCAGUUUAGCUGUCUCGCAAGACGGAGGCGAGACUUGGGAACGCCAGGACUGCAACCCGGUCCUCACUGGCCCGCCUUCACAUCUUAACGUCACGGGCUGGAGAGAUCCCUGGCUCACAACUUGGGCUAAUGGACCUUUUUUCAAACACACACCGUCAACACUAUAUGGCUUUAUAUCAGGAGGGAUUUGCAAGAAAAGCCCAACAGUCUUUGUCUAUACUGUACAAGCAACGGAUCUCACCAAGUGGGAUUUCAUUGGCCCAUUGAUCGACGUCGGUCUCAAUCUACGACCAUCUCGCUGGUCUGGCGACUACGGUGUGAACUGGGAAGUUGUUAACCUGAUGACACUGACCAAUGACACUGGCACGUCUCGGGACUUCAUCAUCAUGGGAGCUGAGGGUUGUGUGCCGCCGGAUGAUUCGAACCAAGACGGGAUUCAAGAAGCACGUCGGAGACGAGUAGCCCGAGCUCAGCUCUGGAUGUCUAUCAAAUCUAACGGAGAAAAGAAAUCUACCUCCAUAGAUAGUCCCCUAGCCUCAUAUGGAUUCUCUGGUAUCUUCGAUCACGGUUGCUACUAUGCAGCCAACUCGUUCUACGACCCUCAAACCUCGCAACAUAUCGUCUAUGGCUGGAUCACGGAAGAAGAUCUGUCUGAUUCUCUGCGUCAUCGCCAAGGAUUCAGCGGUUUGGUUUCACUUCCUCGUGUGGUGGGAUUGAUGACAUUGAAAAAUGUUAAGAAGGCACGAAUCUCGCAGUUGAGUUCAAUUACUUCAAUCGAUGCAGUCCCCGAUGCACCUGGUAUCGGUACCUCCACGAUCCAUACCAUGAAGAUCAGCCCAGAUAGCCGACUUACUCGGCUGAGACAAAACGCUCGGGAGAGUCAGUUCGCUGGCGUUGCCUUGUCCACAUCACCUUCACAAGGUCCUGUGAUAUUGAGAACAUCUAAAUGGGAAAUCGACGCCGAAUUUUCCGUUAGCAAAUCGUGUGCUCGUGUGGGUAUCAAGAUUCCACACACUUCUGAUGGUCAAGUCUGCACGACUCUUUCCUGGAAUCCACGAAGUGAGACCUUCGAAAUCCACCGGCCUCUGAUUGAUAACGCCGAAGUAAACCACGGCUAUGAAACCGCUCCGCACACACUAUUUACAUUCUUGAACGAGCGUGGCGAAGAGGUUGAAGAAACGCUUCGAGUACACGCCUUCUUAGACUCUAGUGUGUUAGAAGUGUUUGCCAACAACAGAACGGUCAUAUCUACACGAAUCUACCACCCAGGAGAUCGUUGCUUCGGACCACUAUUCUUCGCAGAGUCGGAUGCUGAAGCGGAUGAUGAACAGCCAGCUGCAGUUCUCGUGCAAGCUUCUAUCUGGGAUGGUCUUGGAGUAUGA
This is a messenger RNA of Penicillium expansum, 1875 nucleotides long. Its product is annotated as glycoside hydrolase family 32 protein. The record is from RefSeq and is a predicted model, not a curated record. Gene Ontology annotation, molecular function: sucrose alpha-glucosidase activity. Gene Ontology annotation, biological process: sucrose catabolic process. NCBI's taxonomy places the organism in Eukaryota, Fungi, Ascomycota, Eurotiomycetes, Eurotiales, Aspergillaceae. The transcript is spliced from 2 exons. The coding region runs from base 1 to 1875 and encodes 624 amino acids.